Molecule: messenger RNA, 669 nt
Organism: Talaromyces amestolkiae
Lineage: Eukaryota; Fungi; Ascomycota; Eurotiomycetes; Eurotiales; Trichocomaceae
Exons: 1
Coding region: 1-669 (222 amino acids)
Source: RefSeq, a predicted model, not a curated record
AUGGGGAAAGUAGGGUAUCUAAGGGUUCAACUGGACGCGAGAGAGGGUGCCGAUAUCGAGGCUUUUCAGAAAUGGCGCGUCGAUGCUUUCGCGAAUAUCCCUGGUGCCACUUCAAAACUGAUUCUUACUGCAACCGAUGCACCUGAGGAAGGCAAACCUUAUCGCUCUGAAAAUGCAUAUGACCUCAGUGACGUUGACGCUGUCAACCUUCAACAUUUGGCCGCGGCAUGGAAGAAAACAAGUGCGCCAAUGGUAUCGUCGAUGGAUCUACUACUCUACGAAAGACUCAACUUUUCCUCCCAUCAAAAUAUAGUCGCACUUCCACCUAAGGACACUGUCGUCGUUGCCAACUCAUUGACUCCGGAGAAUGACCCCGCCGUCAUCCAAGACUACCAUGACUGGUAUGAACAGGAGCAUAUCCACAAGCUAAUGGCGAUCCCGGGGUACAGGCUAGGAGGCCGAUACAAAUUAAUUGGCUGCGUGGGCAGCAAUUUGGAGUACACUGGCCCAUUCCUGGCGGUGCAUCAGUACGAUAAAGAGAAUGGCUUGGGUGGAACGGAGUGGACGAAAUCAAUCAAGUCAGAUUGGACAAUGAAAAUCGAUCAACGAAUGGUUAAACGUCCACAUAGGAGAGUGUUCCAGGUUGACGACGCAUAUGUCUUGACAUAA